Molecule: messenger RNA, 3115 nt
Organism: Pteronotus mesoamericanus
Lineage: Eukaryota; Metazoa; Chordata; Mammalia; Chiroptera; Mormoopidae
Gene: PMS1
Product: PMS1 homolog 1, mismatch repair system component
Exons: 13
Coding region: 151-2937 (928 amino acids)
Biological process (GO): mismatch repair
Cellular component (GO): MutLalpha complex
Molecular function (GO): ATP-dependent DNA damage sensor activity; ATP hydrolysis activity; ATP binding
Source: RefSeq, a predicted model, not a curated record
CCACUGCCUGCUCCGCUGCGCGGGCGCUGAGGGGGGAAUCCGGCGUCUGCGGAGCCGGGCGUGGGCUGCGGGCGGGACGCUGGCUGGUCGACUAGUGGAUGGUAAUUUCCCACGUCGCGCGAGCAAGAAGCUACUCUGCUAGAAGCUAGAAUGAAACAGUUACCUGCAGCAACAGUUCGCCUUCUUUCAAGUUCCCAGAUAAUCACUUCAGUGGUCAGUGUUGUAAAAGAGCUCAUUGAAAACUCCUUGGAUGCAGGUGCAACAAGCAUAGAUGUUAAACUGGAGAAUUAUGGAUUUGAUAAAAUUGAAGUACGAGACAAUGGUGAAGGAAUCAAGGCAAAUGAUGCACCUGUAAUGGCAGUAAAGUACUACACCUCUAAAAUAAAUAGUCAUGAAGAUCUUGAUAAUUUGACAACUUACGGUUUUCGUGGCGAAGCCUUGGGGUCAAUUUGUUGUGUAGCUGAGGUUUUAAUUACAACAAGGACAGCUGCUGAUAAUUUUAGCACCCAGUAUGUUUUAGAUGGCAGUGGUCACAUAAUUUCUCAAAAACCUUCACAUCUUGGUCAAGGUACAACCGUUACUGCUUUAAGAUUGUUUAAGAAUCUACCUGUAAGAAAGCAAUUUUACUCAACUGCUAAAAAAUGUAAAGAUGAAAUAAAGAAGGUCCUAGAUCUCCUCAUGAGCUAUGGAAUACUUAAACCUGACUUAAGGAUUCUCUUUAUACAUAACAAGGCAAUUAUUUGGCAGAAAACCAGAGUAUCAGAUCAUAAGAUGGCUCUCAUGUCUGUUCUGGGGACUACUGUUAUGGGCAACAUGGAGUCCUUUCAGUACCAUUCUGAAGAAUCUCAGAUUUAUCUAAGCGGAUUUUUUCCAAAGCAUGAUGCAGACCACUCUCUCACAAGUCUUUCAACCCCAGAAAGGAGUUUUAUCUUUAUAAACAGUCGACCAGUGCACCAAAAAGACAUAUUAAAGUUAAUCCGACAUUAUUACAAUCUAAAGUGCCUAAAGGAAUCUACUCGUUUGUAUCCCAUUUUCUUUCUGAAAAUUGAUGUUCCUACAGCUAAUGUGGAUGUCAAUUUAACACCGGAUAAAAGUCAAGUAUUGUUACAGAAUAAGGAAUCUGUUUUAAUUGCUCUAGAAAAUCUGAUGACGACUUGUUACGGAUCACUACCUAGUACAAAUUCCUGUGAAAAUAAUAAAACAGAUGUUUCCUCAGCUGACAUGGUUGUUAGUAACUCAGAAGAAACAGAUGUGCUUUUUAAUAAGAUGGAAUCAUCUGGUAGUGAUUAUUCAAAUGUUGAUACUUCAAGCAUUUCUUUCCAAAAUGAUGUGCAUAAUGAUCAAUCUGGAGAAAACACUAAUUGUUUAAAUCAUCAUAUACACACUGGUGAUGAUUAUGAUGAUCAUUUUAUUAAUGGAAAUUCUAACAUUGAUAAGAACACUAAAAAUACAUUUCAGGAGAUUCCAAUGAAUAGUUUGUUAUGUGAGGACAACCAGAAGGAAUACAGUGAAACCUCUUUUGCAUGUUCUGUUAAGCACUCCCAAUCAGAAAAUGGCAAUAAAGGCUGUACAGAUGAGAAUGGGAAAAACGAAGAAGAACCAGUUCCUGCAAAGUCUUUGGAAAUUUGUGCAGAUGACUGGAGCAAGGGAAAUGCACUCAAAAAUUCAAUGGGAGAAAACAUUGAACCUGUGAAACUUUUAGUACCUCAAGAAAAUGCAGCAUAUAAAGAAAGUAAAAAUAAUAGCCCAAGCCCUGAACAGAAGAAUCUCAGUGAAGGUUCCUGUAACAAAAAAUCAAAUGUGGUAGAUGACAAAUCUGGACAGCUUACAGCUUAUGAUUUAAUUAGCAGUCAUGUAAUCAAGAAACCCAUGUCAGCAAGUGCCCUUUUUGUUCAAGAUCAUCGUGUUCAGUUUCUCACAGAAAAUUCUAAGACCAGUUUGGAGGAUGCAACGCUACAAAUUGAAGAACUGUGGAAGACAUUGAGUGAAGAGGAAAAACUGAAAUAUGAAGAGAGGGCUGCUAAAGACUUGGAACGAUACAAUAGGCAAAUCAAGAGAGCCAUUGAACAGGAGCCAUUACAAGAUAGCAGGAAAAAGAUAAAACCCUCCAGUUCAUGGAAUUUGGCACAGAAACACAAAUUGAAAGCGUCGUUAUCUAAUCAGCCAAAACUUGAUGAGCUUUUUCAGUCCCAAAUUGAAAAGAAAAAGAACCAAAACAGUAAAAUAGUUCAAAUUCCCUUUUCUAUGGAAAACUUUAAAAAAAAUUUUGAGAAACACAAGAACUUUGAACUAGAAGGAAAGGAUGAACUUUGCUUGAUCCACAGUCUCAAGUUUCCUGAUGCGUGGCUAAUUACAUCCAAAACAGAGGUAAUGUUAUUAAAUCCAUACAGAGUGGAAGAAGCCCUGCUAUUUAAAAGACUUCUUGAGAACCAUAAGCUUCCUGCAGAACCACUGGAAAAACCAAUUAUAUUAACAGAGAGUCUUUUUAGUGGAUCCCAUUAUUUAGAGAUUUUAUAUAACAUGACAGCAGAUGACCAAAGAUCCAGUGGAUCAACUUACCUGUCUGAUCCUCGUCUUACAGCAAAUGGUUUCAAGAUAAAAUUCAUACCAGGAGUUUCUAUUGCUGAAAACUACUUGGAAAUAGAAGGAAUGGCUAAUUGUCUUCCAUUCUACGGAGUGAUGGAUUUAAAAGAAAUUCUUAAUGCUAUAUUCAGCAAAAAUGCGAAACAAGUUUUUGAAUGUAGACCUCGCAAAGUAAUAAGUUAUUUAGAGGGAGAAGCAGUGCGCCUCUCUAGACAGUUACCCAUGUACUUAUCAAAGGAGGACAUCCAAGACAUCAUCUGCAGAAUGAAGCACCAAUUUGGAAAUGAAAUUAAAGGGUGUGUUCAUGGUCGCCCAUUUUUUCAUCAUUUAACUCGUCUUCCAGAAGCUACAUGAUUAAACAUGUUUAAGAAAAUUAGUUACUGUUGAAAUUGAUUUAUCAUAAAUACGAAUCAGUUUUUAAACCAUGUCUGUACUGUGUUAAGUGGUUAUUCUAUAAGUGAGGAUAUACUGGCUUGUAUAUAUAUUGAAAAAAAAUUUUUAACUGAAAUAAACUAAUAGACUGCUCAUUUUA